Messenger RNA from Oncorhynchus masou masou (cherry salmon), 3375 nucleotides. Its product is annotated as zinc finger protein 501-like. Gene Ontology annotation, biological process: regulation of transcription by RNA polymerase II. Gene Ontology annotation, molecular function: DNA-binding transcription factor activity, RNA polymerase II-specific; RNA polymerase II cis-regulatory region sequence-specific DNA binding. The transcript has 2 exons. The record is from RefSeq and is a predicted model, not a curated record. Bases 212 to 1771 code for a protein of 519 amino acids. Lineage: Eukaryota; Metazoa; Chordata; Actinopteri; Salmoniformes; Salmonidae.
GACGCGACGCUUCUUACACACAGCAACAGUUAGACAGCCACCUCCGUAGCUCGUUAGACGCUUUCGUGUAUAUUAGCCACUAUGUUUUAAACCCAUGUCUGUUGUCUAGUUAGUUAUCCCAUUUAAUGUAAUAUUUACUGUGUUGUUAUUGGUAAACUAGCUGGCUGGUUAAAUAAGCACUAUCCAAGCAAGCAAGCUGACAUCGCCGACCAUGACCUCACUAAGCUCCUCUCCAACUAUUAAAGAAGAGGUCUGCUGGACGGAGAAGGAGGAUGCUGUUCGAGUGAAAGAAGAAGAGAAAGAAGUUACAGUAAAAGAAGAGGUAGAAAAAUUCAGAGUGAAAGUGGAGGAGGAAGUUACUGUGAAAGAAGAGGAGGAUGGAGUUGUCGGAGUGAAAGAAGAGAAUAGGGAGAUGACUGUCACAUCGAAAAAGGAGGAGGAAGAGGAAACUGGAUAUCUGGGCUCGGUUUCCCAAAGUGGUCUUAAGGCAUCCUAUGGUUCUAACGAUGAAGUUAGCCUUAAAAUGCGUUUGGGAAAAUCGUACCAGAUUAACACUAGAGAGAGACUUGACUAUCGUGGAUCCUCUGUAGAGCCUCAACAAUAUCAUGAAGCUGACGAGGCAGAGAAGAGUCUCUCCACAUCAGACAACCUCAAGAAAAACCAGCGGAAACCCACAGGGAAGAAAUUUCACCGAUGCUCCGACUGUGGGAAGAGUUACUCAAGAUCAGAUUCACUAAAGGUACACCAGAGAAUUCACAAUGGAGAGAAACCUUAUACCUGUGAUCAAUGUGGGAAGAGUUUUGUUACAUCUAGCCGUUUGACUAUACACCAGAGAACACAUACAGGAGAGAAGCCAUAUAGCUGUGAUCAAUGUGAGAAGAGUUUUGUUACGUCUAGCCAUCUGACUAUACACCAGAGAACACACACAGGAGAGAAAUCUUACCAUUGCUCUGACUGUGGAAAGAGUUACUCAAGAUCAGAUUCACUAAAAGUACACCAGAGAAUUCACACUGGAGAGAAACCAUUUAUCUGUUAUCAGUGUGGGGAGAGUUUGAAUGAUCCAAGCAGCGUGAAAACACACCAGGGAAUUCAGGCUGGAGAGAAACCUCAUUGCUGCUUUGACUGCGGGAGGAGAUUCACCCCUUCAGAGGACCUUAAAAAACGUCAGAGAAUUCAUACAGGAGUGAAACCUUAUAACUGUUAUCAAUGUGGGAAGAGUUUUACUGAAUCUAGACAGCUGACAAUACAUCAGAGAGCACACACAGGAGAGAAACCUUACCCCUGCCCUAACUGUGGAAAGAGUUUUGUUUCUUCAGUACAUUUAAAAUCACACCAGAGAACACACACUGGGGAAAAGCCUUAUAGCUGUAAUCAAUGUGGGAAGAGUUUUACUCACUCAAGCUGCCUGAUGGUACAUCGGAGAACACACACAGGAGAGAAACCUUAUAGCUGUAACCAAUGUGGGAAGAGCUUUGUUACAUCUAGCCGUCUGACUAUACACCAGAGAACACACACAGGAGAGAAGCCUUAUAGCUGUGAUCAAUGUGGGAAUAGUUUUACUACAUCUAGCCAUCUGACUAUGCACCAGAGAACACACACAGGAGAGAAGCCAUAUAGCUGUGAUCAAUGUGGGAAGAGUUUUACUACAUCUAGCCAUCUGACUAUGCACCAGCGGACACACACAGGAGAGAACCCUUAUAGCUGUAAUCAAUGUGGGAAGAGAUACACUGGUAGAAAAUCUCUGAUUAAACAUCAGAAAAGACACAUAUGAGGACGUUGUACCAUGAUUUCAAUUAAAUAAUGCCACAAUGUAGAAUGUUUUUAACAUUGUAGUAGGAGUAUUUUAAUGUCACAAUGUAUAACCCUAAACGUCCCCCCCCCAUUCUAUUGAUAUUAGCCUUAUAAGGGCAAAAAAACAGGCUCUGAAUUGAAAGAGCACUAUUUAUGUGAUUAACAAAGAAAGUGUUGCGUUACAAUUACCGUGUUGGGACCCACUUGAAAAAAAAUGCAACACCUCAAAAUGUAGCUAGAUGUUUUCUACAAAUUGUCCUCUAACCAGUGAUGUAAACAUUAUUCCCAGAUUCCAUGUGGUUUUUGAGCUGUUACUUUUAACAGGACAUGUAACCUCAUCUCCCCCCUCUCGUGCAACUGAUUUCAAUGUGAUAUCUAUAUGAGUAAUGACAUAAGUGUUGCAUUUCUCUUAAUUUUUGCGGCCCCUAAAUUUAAACGCAUUACUCCAAAAUGUUGCAGACUGAAAUUCAACAAAUGAACUUUUAACAAGGCACACCUGUUAAUUAAAAUGCAUUCCAGGUGAAGCUGGUUGAGAGAAUGCCAAGAGUGUGCAAAGCUGUCAUCAAGGCAAAGGGUGGCUACUUUGAAGAAAUUCAAAUAUAAAAUAUGUUUUCUAUAUGUGUUAUUUCAUAGUUGUGAUGUCUUUACUAUUAUUCUACAAUGUAGAAAAUAGUAAAAACAAAGAAGAACCCUUGAAUGAGUAGUACUUAUCCUAUCCAAGGAAUACCUAGGAUAGGAUAAGUAAUCCUUCUCACCCCCCCCCCCCUUAAUGAUUUAGAUGCACUAUUGUAAAGUGGCUGUUCCACUGGAUGUCAGAAGGUGAAUUCACCAAUUUGUAAGUCGCUCUGGAUAAGAGCGUCUGCUAAAUGACUUAAAUGUAAAUGUAGGUGUGUCCAAACUUUUGACUGGUAUUGUACGUUCACUUUUGGUUGACAGUGAAAGUUGAAAAUACAUAUAUUUCAGUUUGUUAUUUCAAUGACUUGAAAACAACUUAAUUUCAAAAUACUUGCAACUUAUACACAUGGACAGAGUAUUUAAAAAUUGGUCUAUUAACAAUUGUAUUAACAAUCGUACAUCACUCUAUUUAUACACACUAUUUAUUUACAACAUUCAAGUGCUAAUUGUAUUUAUUCCUCUUCUGAAGAAGCGUGACUCAAAUCACCUACUCAUGUCAAACAUCCAGCGUGGCAAAAUAUAUAUAUUUUGUAUUAUUCCAUGCCUCACCAUUAAGGGAAUUAUUGCCAAUACCUAUUAACAAAGGGGUGUACAUUUGGUGUUGAUAUGUCAUAUUUACAUUUCAUGUAACAUUUAGUCAUCUUAAUUAUUCAUGCAACCAACUUUUUACAAGUAUUUUGUUUACAAACAAUGGAGUAAAACAAGAUUAUAUUUUGGGUUGGACAUUGCAUCCUAUUCUUAUUAUUUUAGCUAAUGGCAUUUCCUGCUCGUUAGUCUUUCAGUUUUUAAUCGUUAUUCUUUAGUUUUUUUAUCCUCAUGUUUGUUGUGUAGUAAAUAUUUCAGUUAUUUUUUAAUUUUUCUAUGAAGUGCAUUGCGUUGCAUCCAUGUCUGAAAUGUGCUAUAUAAAUA